Bemisia tabaci is the source of this 3517-nucleotide messenger RNA. Its product is annotated as E3 ubiquitin-protein ligase RING1. Gene Ontology annotation, molecular function: ubiquitin protein ligase activity; chromatin binding. Lineage: Eukaryota; Metazoa; Arthropoda; Insecta; Hemiptera; Aleyrodidae. The record is from RefSeq and is a predicted model, not a curated record. Gene Ontology annotation, cellular component: ubiquitin ligase complex; PcG protein complex.
UAACCUAAUUUUCUUGAUUUCUUGUUUUGACCAAAAAAAAAUAUUAUUGAGGUUUGGAAAUUUUAACUCUUAUUUAGUGAAUUGAUGUUUGCUGUAGAAUCGAUGUUAAGUACUAUUUAGGCAGUUUCUCAAUUUGCUCCCUUGAAAAUCAAGGAUUGAGCCACAUUUUUUGAAACAUUGGUUGAAAUCCAUCCGCAACUCUGAGCACCCCAACCAAAAUGGGUUCGACGGAGCCCGUAGGUCUGAACAAGACCUGGGAAUUGUCGCUGUACGAGCUUCACCGUACUCCACAAGAAGCAAUUACUGAUAAUACAGAAAUUGCAGUGUCUCCAAGGAGCCUCCACAGUGAGUUAAUGUGUCCAAUCUGCUUGGAGCUCCUCAAUAAGACAAUGACCACCAAAGAAUGUCUUCACCGAUUCUGCUCGGACUGUAUUAUCACAGCAUUGAGGUCCGGUAACAAGGAAUGUCCCACCUGCCGCAAGAAGCUUGUAUCCAAACGCUCCCUUCGACCAGACCCCAAUUUUGACCUCCUCAUCUCAAAGAUCUACCCAAGCCGUGACGAAUACGAGGCGCAUCAAGUCCGCGUGUUGGAGAAACUGAACAAGUCACACAGUCAAGCAGCGCUUGUUAGUUCCAUUACUGAGGGCAUCAAGUUGCAAGCGCAAAACCGUCUGCCUAGAUCCAAGAAGUCCGCUACCGAUGAGCUGAAUGCAUCAACUAACAGUGAAGCCAGCGCUGUUCCAGCAUCUGCCUCCGUUUCUGCUCAGGGCGAGACGUCAAACGACUCAGUCACACCGCUCAAUCAACCCCAUACUUCUGCCUCGUCUGGUUCGGCCCCUUCUUCCAUGUCGAGCAACUCCAUUUCUUCUGCAUCCGCUUCUGCCUCAGCUUCGGCCUCCGCCUCCGCCUCCGCCUCGCAGCUGCCCAAAGAUCAAGUGGGGAAACCAGCCAAAAAAGCCAAAUCAAUCGCCAACUCAGAGGCAGAGUCAGUUGAGUCUAGCCUGGAUACAUCAAGUCAAGACUCAAGUGAAGGAUCUGAUGAGCCUCUCAACAUGAACGAAAUCGAGCUGGUCUUCAAACCGCACCCAGCUGAGAUGGUUGGGGAUGAGCGGUACCUAAAAACAACUUCAAAUGCGACAGUGGACCAUCUGAGCAAGUACCUGGCAAUGCGUUUGACACUAGACUUGGGCUCUGAGCUGCCUAACCGAACGCUAAACUUUUGCAUCUACAUAUCCCCGCAGCAGAACCAACUCGUCGUCCUUGAUGGGAAACAAACCCUGCGCCAAGUCAAAGAGAAGUACUGGAAAGCAAAUAAACCACUGGAAAUGUUUUACUCUUGGAAAAAAACGUAAUUUGUCCAACUCUUCUGGUGUUCCAAUGGAUAUGUCUUCUUGGUCCUCGGCAUUUAUCAAUCUUCUAUGUAUUCAGAACUAUCGAGGAAUUGUAUGUGAUAAUUUCAGUCCUGUCUUCGGAUCAAUAUGAAACAAAGCAACCAAAGUUUUGUGAUUUUGACCCCCUUUAAAAUGUGUAGCUUCUUCGAUAAUCAGUUUUUAUUUACACUUGCUAUUCUUAAUAGCAUAUAUCAAUAGAUUUUUGUCCCGUAGACAAAAUAUUUUCAUUUUUAAGUGACUCUAGAAUAUGUCACAAGAGGAUUUUAGUUAUGAAAACCCUCCUGUUCUCACAUGCUUGCUUUCAGAAAAAAAUGUAAUUAGAGCUUAUUUCACUGUGAAAAUGUUUCAAUCACAUUUAUUAAUUUAAUUCGUAGUAUUUCUACGAAAAUCUGUGAGUAACUAUGGAUCAAAGCAAGCUAAGAGUAGAAGCGGAAAAUUUCUUAUCCUCCGGUUUCCUAAUGCUGUUUUCUAUUUUAAUUUUGCGACCAGCCAGUAUAAAACUUUUUUGUAUUAUCAUUUGUUUCCUUUCUAAUGACGUUUUAAUUUUUAAUGUUUUCGUUGACGAGUUUUUAUGGAAGUGCCACGCUGGAACCACUGUCUUAGCUAUGUUGCUGAAACAUCUAUAAGCAUUUUAUCAAUGAUGGAAUGAUUGCAGAAAUCAUUUAGUUUUAAUUAUCAUUUAUAAAAUAGUCUCAGAAUUGAGUAUUUUAAUUUAGCUAGAUUUUAAAUGAGGCUAAACUGCCUACUAAGGAUCAUUGAAGCUUUAUGAGGUCUCUUAAAUGUAAGAAAUGGGAGGAAAAAGCCUGGGAAUGAGGUAACUUUGGUGGCGGAUCAGCCUCUCUAGUCAAGGAUGCUACAAGAAUAGGAAAUAUUCUUCUUUCUCUUGUUUUUAUUUUUUAGGGAUUUGGUUUUCUUUUUUUAAUUUAAUACUAAUGUACAUAGUUCCUCCUAUCUACUCAGUGUACAUAGUCCAGAAAUUUUGUCCAAAGACCCGAUAUUUUUGUCUCCGAGCAACAUGAAGUAAAUGGGAUCAUUUUACGCGCAAAUAACUGUCUCAUCAUUUGCCACUUUUUAUCAGAGAACAAUAAUAACUGUGUAGUUUAUAUUACUAUUUUUAAUAGAUCACGUCUCUUUUUUGAAAACACUAGCGAGUUUUACACAUGUUGCAUUGGAGUAGUACCGAAAUUCAGCUGCAAUGCCCAAAGUCUCCCCUGCACAAUCUUAGUAAGCACUCUCUAUCUCUCGCUCUCUCUACAGUGACACCUGUUAUGACAACACUUUCUCUAUAACAAACAAAUCAUUGGGUCUGCGUGUCUACGUAUUUUUGUUGAUAGCCAAUUGUUGUGACAAAAAACCUUUCGGUCCUUUUCUUUAUAAAGUUUAUCGUAAAUUAAUUAAGUGUUCCCACGUCCUCUGAAUCCUUGGCAGUUAAAUUUUAGGUUUUUUGCAAAAUUUAUUCCUUUUCUUUGUCAUAUUAAUUACUGUAAUGAGCUAGCUCACCUGAAAAUGUAAGCUACGUAUAUCACCUAGAAAUGCGUAAUUAAAAAUUAUUGUUUCCAAUGUAUGUUUUAAAAUUUACUUUUUUACAUUGUACAAGUUAGCAAAAUUUGUAUUUAUAUAUACCUACCCAGUACACUGUUCUAAACAAAAACCAAUUUUCAAUUGAAGUCAUCAUCAGAAACAUGUUGAAAGUUUAGGAUACUGAAUAAAAGGUCAAUCCCUAACAAUUAUUUUUAUUUAUUUAUUUUUUCUUCUCAGUCUGCAAACAUAGGUAGGUAUUACUUAUGUUUUUUUCAACAUGAACAUAAUAGCUGAAUACUGAAUUUUAAGGUACAAGUGAAAAAUCAUCCGGCCAUUUUUCUGUCAUCGCUACAUCUCACUUUUUUGUAUACCAUCACUGUCAUACUUGGCGUCAAAUAAUGCUACAAUUUUGAAUUAAUUUGUAUCGCACUCGCUUUAUUUUAGUUUCAUUGAUUCUCCUCCUGUUUGACCCAAAAAUGUGGUAGCAUAAUAUCACAUCAUCGAAAAUGAAGAUGAUGAUUCGAUUUCCUCUCACAUUUUAUUUUUAUACUGUUCAUUUCACAUUAUUGCUGCUAAAUACACACUGUCGCUUCUUUCUCUGAAAA